This is a messenger RNA of Elgaria multicarinata webbii, 1002 nucleotides long. Its product is annotated as olfactory receptor 1361-like. Gene Ontology annotation, cellular component: membrane. The coding region runs from base 1 to 1002 and encodes 333 amino acids. Gene Ontology annotation, molecular function: olfactory receptor activity; G protein-coupled receptor activity; odorant binding. The record is from RefSeq and is a predicted model, not a curated record. Lineage: Eukaryota; Metazoa; Chordata; Lepidosauria; Squamata; Anguidae. The transcript has a single exon. Gene Ontology annotation, biological process: G protein-coupled receptor signaling pathway.
AUGCUGGAGACACAGAAAGGAAACCAGACAACCAUCACAGGAUUUAUACUCGUGGGCUUUGGGAAUCUCCCUGAACCACAGCCUCUUCUUUUCUUGCUUUUUUUAAUUAUCUUUAUUGUGACAACUGUUGAGAAUAUUUUAAUCAUUUUGCUAGUUGUGGCUGAUCACUAUCUUCACACGCCCAUGUAUUUUUUCCUGGCAAACUUGUCCUGCCUGGAGAUGUGCUAUAGCUCAAUCAUCUUGCCCAAAACAUUGGCCAUUUUGUUAACUGGUGAGAGAACUAUUACUAUUGGUGGAUGCAUUGCUCAAUUUUAUUUCUUUGGCUCUUGUGCUGGUAUCGAGACCUAUCUCCUGGCAGCGAUGUCUUAUGAUCGCUUUCUGGCAAUAUGUAGACCUUUGCUCUAUGCCUCCACUAUGAAUAACACAUUGUGUUUUCAGCUUAUGGCAGGAGCAUGGGUAAAUGCAUUGAUGGCUAAUUGCAUUGUGGUAACUCUGAUGGCUCAAUUAUCCUUCUGUGGACCCAAUGUCAUAGAUCAUUAUUUUUGUGACUUCACCCCAGUGGAAAAACUGUCCUGCAGUGAUACCAGUGUGGUUGAACUUGUAUUGUUUCUCUCGACCUUCAUUUUCACCCUAACCCCAUUUCUACUGACACUCACAUCCUACGCUUGCAUCAUUACAUCCAUCCUGAAGAUCCCAUCCACCACUGGAAGGCAAAAGGCCUUUUCAACCUGUUCCUCUCAUCUAAUAGUAGUUUGCCUGUUUUAUAGUACAUUAAUCAUUGUCUACAUGUUGUCAGACACCCCCAUUCUGAGAAACCUAAAAAAAAUCGUUUCCAUUUUCUACACGAUCCUGACUCCUUUGGUCAAUCCCCUCAUCUAUACCUUGAGAAACAAAGAAGUCCACAGGGCCCUAAGACGAAUUUGUGGUAAAUUGACAAUUUUUUCCAGUAGUCAAAUGGGCUUGUCCUUUUCAUUUCAGUUCAUCAGCUACUUAAUUAUCUAA